GGCCAGGCCACACGGCGGUGUGGCUUUCUAGUCUGCCCGUGUGAAUGUGGAAAUGCCGCGUUUUGAUUAGUGGACUUCAGGCACGCUGCACGGCCAGAGGCAAACGGCCGUGUGGAUUUCCAGUCUGGCCAUGUGAGCUCCCUAGACUUUCCAAAGGCCACAAGGGGUCUAUUACACGGCCAGUGUGGCUUGGCCGCGUAAUGGGAUUCCACACGGCCGUGUGGCUGCUAGGUCUGGUCGUGUGGAUUCCUCAGCCCCUCGCCAGACGUCCAACUUUCGUCCAAUCAACCCGAAACUCGCUCCCAAACUUCAAAUCGCGUACUAGGACCUGAAAUAACACAAAUGAGAACAACCUAGCGUGAAAUUGGCCUAAGAUACGAGAAAUGAGGCUCAAACGGCAUAAGAAUGGUGGAUAAAAACAUGUGUAUAUAUCAAGUCAUCAAGUAUCGUGCUAUGGCUAGCACUGGGAGUGAGGUGUUGUGGCUUCGUUGGCUCCUCCAUGAUCUGGGUGUCUCCUCCACUGGCCCUAAUCCCUUGUUCUGCGACAACCAAGCUACACUCCAUAUCGCUGUCAAUCCGGUUUUUCAUGAAUGGACUAAGCAUGUCGAGAUGGAUUGCCAUUUUGUUCGCGAACGUGUCCAGUCUCGUGACAUUGCCCCGGCGAAGAUAUCCACCUUGGAGCAGACGGCGGACCUGUUCACGAAGGGCUUGAGUGUUUAUCAUUUCCAUCAUCUCUUUGUCAAGCUCGGACUUCUUGACAUUCACUCCUUCGCUUGAGGGGCGUGUUGUGAUCCCUACGCACUUUGUAUUAAUUGUAGGGGUCAUUUUGUAUUUGCUACUCCAUGUCUUCAUGCAUAUAGGGUAAUGGUUGCAGCCGCCGAACCCCAAGACUCAGAGAACAUCAUAAUAUUUUCAUCUGCGGGAGCUCCAAGCUCUCCGUGGACUAGUCCCGUUCAAGUUGAACGGGAAAACCACAUAAACCCUGGUCUCGUGUUCUUUCCGCGUUUCUCGUGUUUUACACGAAGGAAUGCCUGAACUUGAACUACCAAGAGGACAGAGUUACACGAAGGAGAAGAUGCAGAGCACUGUAGCAGCAACCUUAGUCAUUGAAGCAGAGCCUUGUGAGUGCAAGGCGAUUCGAAAUAUGGGAAACGUUUCAUGCUGACAACCUGAGGUCUUUGUUGAAAACGAUAUCGCUUUACAUUGUUUUAUUUAUUGCUUAAUGCUUUCCUAUAGUUAGUUAUUUUUACCGUUGUAGGUUACAGUAAAACUUGAAGGCCAUU
Messenger RNA from Linum trigynum, 1283 nucleotides. The record is from the annotation of a GenBank genome assembly. NCBI's taxonomy places the organism in Eukaryota, Viridiplantae, Streptophyta, Magnoliopsida, Malpighiales, Linaceae.